Molecule: messenger RNA, 2972 nt
Organism: Aphis gossypii (cotton aphid)
Lineage: Eukaryota; Metazoa; Arthropoda; Insecta; Hemiptera; Aphididae
Product: xylulose kinase
Exons: 11
Coding region: 1133-2818 (561 amino acids)
Biological process (GO): xylulose metabolic process; D-xylose metabolic process
Cellular component (GO): cytosol
Molecular function (GO): D-xylulokinase activity
Source: RefSeq, a predicted model, not a curated record
CCAUAUGAAAUUUAGUUACUUAGGUAGUUAUAUUUAGACUGACAGUGUCUCUGCUCAGAAACAUUUUUCGCGUGUAAAGAAAAAUCAUUGAAUUCAAAUUUAAGAUACCCAUAAUAGUGACCUACUUGAUACCUUAUGUACAGCAGAUGUAUACCCUAUGGCCUAGGUAACCACUAACCAGAGCGGCCGACUCUCAAAGGCGGAACGCAGAUCAAAUAGUCUAUUUGUUGUCUUGUUUUGCUAGUUAAGUUUGAUCCUAUAUGCCAAAGACCUACUAGGUGGUUAUUCUGGUUAUAGAGACCGCCACUUAAAUUUCGAAAUUUUUAUUUUGUUUUGUUUUAUCGAAUGUACCAAUGUUUUUGUGGAUAAUAAACGAUGCAAUCGGAGGAGAAGUAAUGUCAAACAUAGUAUCUCCCCCAGUCGUGAUUCAGAAAAAAAACAUUAGGUGUACCCUCUUGCUUACAUUUUUUAAAUUUAGAAUUUGUACAGUUUGUUAAUAUUUUUGUUUGUAGGAGUAGAAUGUACCAUCACUGAUAAUUGUGAUGUACUUUAUGUCGCGUAGAUGCGUAGUAUACUAUUAUUCACCAUUUUAGUAAUAAUAAUAAUGAUGAUGACUAAGGUUUGGAACGACACGUCGUGGUCAGACCGUGACUCUGCAGAGGCGAUGGUCGGAGGAGAGUCGAGAACGUUGGAAAUCACGGCCAUCGGACGCACGCGUCACGGUCCGAAAAACGUUUACUAUUUCUCUUUCUCUCGGUCUCGACUCUCGACUUGUCUUCCACGCGUCGACAACGCCGACGCAAACGAAUUUUUAAGGUACCUACUUCACCGUUAAUAAAUAUCGCUCACCUGUAUCUCGAUUGAUGAUGUAUGUUGCAGUGUACAAUAGUGUCUUUUUAUAAUAUUUUAAUAAUCAUAAACGCUGGCCAUGAAUAUUUUACUACUAAACUGGUAUAUGACGUGCACAGGUUACAGUAAUACGGUAUACAGGUAGCCAUUCUAUCAAAACGUCUGAUCUGCCGAAGAGAUAAUACGAAUAAUAACAUCGCCACGGUAAUCACCGUCUUAUUACCGAGUUGGUCGCCUUUGUCACUUAUCGGACUUAUCGGAGGAGGAAGAGGCAGUGAUAGCGAUGAUGAGCGAACUGCCGACCGACGGCCAACUUUGCCGUUACUACCGAAACGCGUUCCCGACGCCGACCGACGUUAUGAUGCCCAUAACGUAUUUGGGAUUGGACUUCAGCACUCAACAGUUGAAAGGAGUUAUCGUUGACGAUGAUCUGCACAAGAUCUUCGAGGCCACUGUACAUUUCGACACGGAGCUCCAGGAGUUCCGGACUCAUGGUGGUGUGAUUAAGGGCAAAGACAGACAGCACCGCGAGGUGACAGCGCCAACGGUUAUGUGGGUCAAAGCCUUGGAUGUAUUAUUGGACCGGUUGCAAGUGUGCGGUGCCGAUUUGAGUACCGUUGCCGCGGUUUCUGGUUCCGGGCAGCAACACGGCACGGUUUAUUGGACGAACGGUGCUGAAAAAACGCUGCAAACUUUAAAUCCAACCGGAUUUUUGCACAUGCAAUUGGCGUCUUGUUUUUCCGUGGUCAACUCACCAGUGUGGAUGGAUUCCAGUACCACGAAACAAUGUAAACAUCUCGAGGAUGCUGUCGGAGGACCACAGCGAUUGGCUGACAUUACCGGAUCGAAAGCGUACGAGAGGUUUUCAGGACCGCAAAUUGCCAAAAUGGCGGAAAAUAAACCAGGAGCCUAUCAGAACACAGAAAGGAUAUCGUUGGUGAGUAGUUUCGGCUGUUCGUUAUUUCUCGGCGCAUACGCCCCGAUCGAUUGGUCUGACGGUUCAGGAAUGAAUCUGUUGGAUAUCAAGACCAAGGAGUGGUCAUCUGAGUGCUUGGAAGCGUGCGCGCCGGGGCUGGACUUGAAGCUGGGACGGACUGUGCCGCCGGGUACUGAUUUGGGGCCGAUUAGCAAUUAUUAUGCAGAGAGGUUUGGAUUCAAUCCCGAGUGUCGGGUGGUGUCAUUCACAGGCGACAAUCCAGCGUCAUUGGCCGGCCUGUGCCUAUGCGAUAACGACAUCGCCAUAAGUCUCGGGACCAGCGACACGUUGUUCUUGUCGCUCGACGAGCCCAGGUGUCUAGAAGAGGGACACGUCCUAGUUAGCCCGAUUAAUCGAGACGCGUAUAUGGUGCUCUUAUGUUUCAAAAACGGCUCGUUAACCCGUGAAAGACUGAGAAAUCACUACGCCAAUGAGUCGUGGGACUACUUCAACACAUUGUUGGAGAGAACGCCGAGAGGGAAUUUCGGAUAUCUGGGACUGUACUAUGACGAACAAGAGAUCAUACCAUGGAUACAAGGCGAUUACCGUUUCGACAAAAAUGAUGGACCCGUGGACAGAUUUCCCAGCCGGGAGAUAGAAAUUAAAGCAUUGGUCGAGGGACAAUUCAUAGCUAAAAGGGCGCAUGUCGAACAAUUAGGAUAUACCAUAGAUACCAAAACGAGGAUCAUAGCUACAGGAGGCGCUUCAAACAACAAUACAAUAUUACAAAUUUUAUCUGAUGUUUUUAACGCACCAGUUUAUAUACAAGAAGCUGCCAAUUCUGCAGUCCUAGGUGCUGCAUAUCAAGCUAAACGUGGACUUGUUCAAAGUAAGAAUAGUGACUACAUCAAUUCAUUUCAAUCUAUGGUAACCACUGCUACUCUUCCUAAGUUAGCUUGUUCUCCUCAUAAAGAUGCUAAUGAAAUUUACACUCCAAUGGUCAAGCGGUACAAUUAUAUUAUUAAAGAGGUGCUCUCUGCCGUUAGAAAAUAAGUACCUAACACAUAUAAACUACACUGGUUUUACACUAUUAUAUUGUUGAUACUUAACAUAUUAUGUUUUAUUUUAUGAAAUUAAUAAUUAAUAAAUAUAUUUAUAUGUUAUCAAAUAUUACAAUAGUCAAUAAAAUGAUUUAAAAUUCUUUUCA